AAUGCAAACCAAUUUUGAAACUCCAGAAAGGAAUCGUUGGAAAAAAGUAAUGGGUUUGCUUCAAAGCCAACCGAAUCUCACUCCUUGCCUCGCUUCCUCAUACUUACAUUGCAUCUCUUCCUCUCCCUCUCUCUCUCUCUCAAUACACACCUGUAUGUGUAUAAAUAUAUAGUGCACUGCAUCAUUCAGAUAUAUACAUAGAAAUUCAUAUAUUGCCUAUCUAUAUAUAACUUCCAAGGUUGGAAAAACGCCAAGGUUGGCAAUUGCAAAUACACGGUUACUACUACACUAGCUUUUCUUUUUUAUAGACUCCCACUUGAAACUCGCCUCCUCACCACCAUUAUUCAUCACUAUAAUUACACCCCACUUUCUCAAACGUUUGCUUCAUUCUUUACCCACCAUCUCUCUAGAUUCUCUCUCUGUGAUCUGAAAGGUUCCGGUGAUCCAGGUUGUGCUGGUGGCGGUGUCUAGAAGAUGAUGAUGAUGAUGAUGGAGGCUGCAAACCUUGAGGAGGAUCAGAACCAGAUGAUGAUCAUCAAAGGAAAGCGCACCAAGCGUCCGAGGCUGUCAUCUCCGAUUGUGUUAACAACGACAGCUUCAAGCUCAUCUAGUCCAGGGGGUGGUGAUGAUGUUGAAGAUCAUCAUCAUCAAUUGGGUAUGAUUAGUACUCCAAUUAGAGUUAGUGAUCAAGAUGAUGAGACAACCGCCUCGCCUGCCACCUCAGCUGAAUUCACAGAGAUGAGUACUACAGAAGAAGAAGAAGACAUGGCAAACUGUUUGAUACUUUUGGCUCAGUCGGGUCAGACACAAAUCCGAAAAGUUCAAGAACAGCAACAACCUAUUAAGGCUGUUGCUGCUGCUGAUACAGCUCCUGGGUUAUAUGUGUAUGAGUGCAAGACAUGUAACAGGUGCUUUUCUUCGUUCCAAGCACUUGGUGGGCAUAGAGCAAGUCACAAGAAACCCAAGGCUAGUAAUGUCAUCAACACAACACAAGCACAGCCGAAGAAAGAGUUGUCGUGUAUGGAAGAUCAAGAUGAGUAUGAUCGUCGUUUUAACAACAACACAACAAGCACAACGCUUUCGUUACAAAUAUCGAACAGGGGUUUUGGCAAUAGCAAAGGCAACAAGGUUCAUGAGUGUUCAGUGUGUGGGGCUGAGUUCAGCUCUGGUCAAGCUCUUGGGGGUCAUAUGAGGAGGCACAGAACUUCCAUGAACUCUACAACAACAGCACAAACAUUGAGUAGUCCGCAACCUCAAGCACCUAACAAGAGGCCAAGAAGUGUUUUAGAGUUAGAUCUUAACCUUCCUGCACCAGAAGAAGAGCGGCUCGAAAUGACCAAAUUGCCAUUUUCCAGCUCCAAGAAGGAACAAGUCAUUGUCUUCUCUGCCUCUCCUUUGGUGGGAUGCCAUUACUGAACAGCUAGAGCAAAUUACCAUUGUAACCCAAUUGAUUAUUUGACAUUGUUUUUAAUUUUUUAAAACUGAUACCAUUCGAUUAAUUGUUGAUUCUUUUUACUUGUCCAAAACUUAAUUUGAUCGCA
Rosa chinensis is the source of this 1541-nucleotide messenger RNA. RefSeq names its product zinc finger protein ZAT5. The record is from RefSeq and is a predicted model, not a curated record. Bases 475 to 1416 code for a protein of 313 amino acids. NCBI's taxonomy places the organism in Eukaryota, Viridiplantae, Streptophyta, Magnoliopsida, Rosales, Rosaceae. The transcript has a single exon.